Cryptosporidium muris RN66 is the source of this 2049-nucleotide messenger RNA. Its product is annotated as PH domain-containing protein. NCBI's taxonomy places the organism in Eukaryota, Apicomplexa, Conoidasida, Eucoccidiorida, Cryptosporidiidae. The transcript has a single exon. The coding region runs from base 1 to 2049 and encodes 682 amino acids. The record is from RefSeq and is a predicted model, not a curated record.
AUGAAGGAAAGUGUAUAUCGAAUGAUUGAACGUGGUGAACGGUCUGCUUCUAUUGUUCAGGAGUUAAUUGAAAAUGAAUAUGUAUCUGGUUAUUUGAAGAAGUGGAGCCCCGUUAUUGGAAGAGGAUGGCAAUCUCGUUACUUCUCUCUUUUAGAAAAGGAUAGAACAUUAAUAUAUUGGACUAGAAAACCAACAUAUAGAGAUGAACAACCUAGAGGCUCGAUAAAUUUGAAAGUUGUAGAAAAUGUAUUUGCAGAUGGACCAUUAGGGAUUACUCUAAGUACUCCUCAACGUGAUUAUCAAUUGCGAGCCUCCACUCCAACAGAAAAAGAUAAGUGGAUGGAUGCAAUAAUUUUAUGGACAUUAAAAAGUCGUAAAAUGCGUUCAAGAACUGAGGAUGCAAGAAACUUUCGAUUUAGUAAUUUACUAGUAGAUGCUACCCAAUCUUGCUUUCACUAUAUUGUUGAAAGUUUACUCAAACCUUUUAAAAAGUCAGCAACUAGAGCAAUAGAGGUUGGUCCUGAGACAUUAUCUAACUCUAAUAAGAGAAGAUUUCUGAAAGAUCGUGGUUUAUAUGAUGUUAUUAUGAAGGCUUGGGAAAUUAGCAAGGAAAUUAUAGCACAAAAUGAGAACAAUGUUAAAAUAAUAGGAGAUAAGAUCAUUGAAUCUAAUUCAUUAGAUAUUUAUUAUCAAGGUGGAAAUAGAGUUAAUUAUAAGACAAUAAUAGAAGAAGUAGAUUUAUCUUUAAAUACUUGUGGAAAUGAGAUAUCUUCAAGACAUGUUAGUGAAGUUCCAAUAGCUGAUGAAAGAUGUCCCUUAACAUUAGAAGAGGAGAUAGAAUAUGUUAGAAAUAAUCAGCACAAAUAUAGCAUUCAACUUGCUGAUAUAAUGCUUCAACAGUUAUCUGCUAGUUCUAAGGAUGCAUUCUUAGAUAAUUGUACAUUUGGAUUAAUUUAUAUAAGGCGAGAAAAUAGCAUUUUACCUUUUUUUAAUAAUGGUGUUUUCUGGGGUCUACUUAUUUGUUCUAGACCUCUCUCAGAUGCUCAUCAUCCAUAUCCAUCAUCUACUUUAGGCGAAAGAACAAUAUUAGGAACAAAUUUUGAACAAUACAAAUAUAUUUCAUUUGAAGUCAAUAAUGGGGGAUUGGAUUCACUAUUAAGAAAUCCAUCCCUAUAUCCAAACGAAGGAUUUAAUCAUUUAUUAUCUGAAGAAAAUAAGAAAAGUGCAAAAUCACUCUCAUUUAUGACUGCAUUUCCAUCGAGAUAUACACAUUCAUCAAUAAGUACAACAACUCAAAUAGCAUAUUUAGGACAUAAAACUACUUCUGGAUCAUCAAUUUAUAAAAUUAAUUAUCUAAUUAGGAAGUUUAGUCCUCAUGGGGAACAUCAACAAUUAUCUAGUGAUAAAUCUUCUACAAUUGCUGAUCCCUAUAAUUUUGCUCUUGACACUCUAUAUCUAUAUUAUCCAAGAAGUGAUUCAAAAAGUCCAGUGGAGAUUUUAAACCCGGGGAGUAUUGUAGCAUUGGGACCUAUAUUAGAAACUAUUCAUGGCUUUUGUUUCGAAGUUACUUUUCUAGUGGUCAAACCUAAGAAGAAACAUUUUUUACAAGACUUGAACUUUAUAUCAGAUUAUGUAUCUGAUAUCCCAAUUUAUAUGCAUAAUAAUAAAGAAGAUAUUGAUGAAUAUACUAAUGAAGAUAGUGAUGGAGAUACUGAAUUUGAAGAAAUUCCUAUUCAGCUUUGUACUAGAUCCUGGCGUGAUGCUAGAGCUUGGAGAUACACACUUUUGGUAGCAAGAAGAUCUCAAAUAGUUAACUCAACAAAUAUAUCUUCUAGUCCUUCAAUGAAGAGUCCCAAAACGAAAUCUAGUGUUGAAGUAACAAAUCUUGUUGAAGAAGAUGGAUAUAAAUUAAGUACUAAUUACUUUGGAUCUGAAAGUUAUGCUACAUUAACAACUAAUGCAAGUAAUAGUGCAAGAACAAGUAAUGGACAAUAUCUAACUGUAAAUGAAAAGCUUAACGUAAAAAGUGUAGAUACUAUUAACAAAUGA